GCGUCUCCCCCGCGCGCCGGCGGCCGUGGUAUCGCCCAAGGCGGAAGUGGCUCCGGGAAGGAACCUGUUCGCGGGCGCAGUUAUGGCUGCGGGUGUCCCCUGCGCGCUCGUUACCAGCUGCUCCUCCACCUUCUCCGCAGACCGGCUAGUGCAACAUAUUCUUGGAACAGAAGAUGUUGUUGUGGAAGUGACUGCCAAUGAUGCUGUGAGGUUUUAUCCCUGGACUAUCGAUAAUAAAUACUACUCGGCAGAUAUCAAUCUGUGCGUGGUGCCAAACAAAUUUCUAGUCACCGCAGAGAUUGCAGAGUCUGUCCAAGCAUUUGUGGUUUACUUUGACAGCACACAAAAAUCUGGUCUUGAUGGUGUUUCCUCCUGGCUUCCUCUGGCAGAGUCGUGGUUGCCUGAGGUGAUGCUCUUGGUCUGCGAUAGAGCGUCCGAGAGUGGUGUAAACCGACAGAAAGCUCAAGAGUGGUGUAUCAAACAUGGCUUUGAAUUGGUAGAACUUAGUCCGGAAGAGUUGCCUGAGGAAGAUGAUGACUUCCCAGAAUCUACAGGAGUAAAGCGAAUUGUUCAAGCCUUGAAUGCCAACGUCUGGUCCAAUGUAGUGAUGAAGAAUGAGAGGAACCAAGGCCUUAACCUUCUCAGUUCAUUGACUGGAGCAAACCAUAGCAUUGGUUCAGCAGAGAGCUGCCACUCAGAGCAGCCCUGUGUGCCAGCAGCAGAGAGGACCGAAUCCCUCUUGGAUCAUCGAGGGGCUGCUUCUAACACAGCAGACGUGCAGGUCGAUAGCACUGUGGAUCCCAUGUUAGACCUGGACAUUCAAGAACUUGCCAGUCUUACUACAGGCGGAGGAGAUUUGGAGAAUUUUGAAAGACUGUUUUCAAAGUUAAAAGAAAUGAAAGUGUUAGAACAUCUAUGCGCUCCAGAUUCUCCUGUGCGAUUAGAUGAAUUUCUUAAGAUAUAUUUUCCCCCUAGACAAGGCUGCGACGCUUCCUCACGAGCAAAGAAAGAUGCAUGCAGAAAAGGUGGCCAAAGCCUUCUGGAUGGCAAUUGGGGGAGACAGAGAUGAGAUUGAAGGCCUUUCAUCUGAUGAAGAGCACUAAACUAUUCAUGCUAGGACUUGCCUAACUAGGACCCUAGCGCUUUCUCCCUGAGAUUCUUCUCUCCUCAACCCCAUCAUCUUUUGCUGAGCUUACCAGCACAUGUUGGCUGCCUGACUUAUUUAUAGGAUCCCGUUAAUUUUAGUUUUUAGUAGAGGGUAAAGCAGAAAUCUCUUCUCCCUCAGUAUAUUGUAAGGGAGUGAGAAGUUUUCAAAUAACAUUUUUUGUUGUAGGAAUGGGAGUGGGGUGAGCCUCAAAGGCCUGUGUGACUUGCCCAAGUUAAAGAAGAAAAACCAUCACCAAGCUUUCCUGGUCAGUCUUUUGAGGAGCAUUCCCUGUGUUCAUGUUGAUCACUGAAGAUCAAGAGUUUUCUGGUUUUCUCUUUCAAGGAGCUUGCUGCUCAAGGUUUGAUGCUUUUGGUGGGAGAAAAGGAAGAAACUGCAGAUUUAAUCUGUGCUGCAGCACAGAUUAUAGGUCAGCCACUGGCCUUCGGGUUAGUCUCUAGCUAAAAAAAAAAGCAUCUGAGUAUUUCAUUUGAAAUACAGUAUCUGACCUCCUGGUAGAAAGUAUUGAGAAACCAGUGUGAAUUUUUAGACUAUAAUAAAUGAUGCAAAGGUUUUCUACUCUGGUGGGGAUAAAAAUAAACCCUUCUCUCCCAAGUUGUGGGCGGGCGUGGGGAUGGGGGUGGGGCAUGGGUAAGAGAAGGAAUUCCCUGUAUAGGCCAUUGAAUCAGUAUGAUCCUAGCCUGAGAUUUUUGCAUUAGUAUUACCACGUAGAAACUUUUCUUUCUUAGAGUUUGCCACUUGAGAUGGCCGAGAUGUGUUGUCACAGUUGAUACCCUCAGAACAAGGGGAGCUUCCUCUUCUCUCUCUGAACUCAGAGAUCACUGCCAAACUAGUGAGACUUAAGUGGGACUUGGUGAGAAAGCACGCGAAAUGUUAAGCAGUGAAUCCCUCAGCACCUGUGUUACUUCCAGAGCUGAGGAGUUAGGUUCCAGGGACACUGACCUCCAAGGGGGAAAGUUCCCAGAAGAGUGGGAAAUACAGCAAAUGAAAUCCUUAUUUCUGUUUGUUUAGGGACUGCGUAAUGCAUGUCAUGAGCCUUCAGUCUGCCAUGGCUCUCAGCUGGCUCAGGACACAUGGGCUAAGAACUGCUGCUGGCCUGGUGUGGGUGUGAACCCCAUAGGUCACCAGCAGAAAUGAAUUUCAGACCUGCCUGUGCAACACCUUUUCAGCCCUGCAGAACCUGCUACAGAUAGCAGAAGGAAUGGAGUGCUCCAGGGUCCUGGCCAGAGCGGCCACAGGAUGGAAGGUUUCAGUGAGUGGGAGAGCCAUUCCAGGGAACACUGGAGGCUGUCUUCCUUGAUACCUUUUUUCUUUUUCUUUAACUAUUCUGAGGGUCUUUGAGACUGUAGUUUACCACCAUUCCACCACUGUUUCUUUGAGGUGACUGCAUUGGCUAUUGAUGGGGAAUGUAAGGAAAGUCAGUUCUGGGAUUGCAAAAUGAAAGGCGGAACAAGUUUUUCUUAAAAUAUGAAAGGUUUCAGAGAACACAUUAGGUCACGUGGUUUGGGAAAACAGACUAUAAAAAGCUGUGAACUUGAUCUUGUGGAUUAAACAAAGCCAGGUAUUAAAAUGUGGUUUAUUUAUAAA
Bubalus bubalis (water buffalo) is the source of this 2752-nucleotide messenger RNA. It is a transcript of the gene AAGAB, whose product is annotated as alpha and gamma adaptin binding protein. The transcript is spliced from 10 exons. Bases 83 to 1069 code for a protein of 328 amino acids. NCBI's taxonomy places the organism in Eukaryota, Metazoa, Chordata, Mammalia, Artiodactyla, Bovidae. The record is from RefSeq and is a predicted model, not a curated record.